AUGGCGACAAGUCUCAUUGACAUCAAUUUUGAAAAUGGUUCAUUACUAAACAAGUACAAUAAUUUCUUGAAAUCCCCCUUUGCAAGUACAACACCGCCAUCACCAUUUUCAACGGAAACGAGUUUAUCAACAGCAAAGAAGCCAGUUUCGAACGAGCCAUACAUCCUGAAUAUCGAAAGUACGGCCGAAUAUCACGUGAAUCAGUACAAAGAAAGUUAUGAAAAUUACUUGGAAUUAUCCAAAGGUAUUAUAAAUAAGGAAACUAGACAGGUCACGGUGGAUAAAAUACCAACAAAACCAAAAAUAGAUAGAUGGGGUAGAAUCAAAGAGAGCUUGCAAGAGAAAGCGGAGAGUCGUAAUUUAGGAAGAGUAGGGGAGAAAAUUCGAUUUCGAAGAGAGGUGCAACAAGAGCAAAUAUGGAGAAAACAGCAUGAAGUCUGGGCAAAUUUUCGGGAAAAUUGGGUUGGCGAGUUGCUUAAACAAGGGGAAAUUGCCGAAAUUGCAGGAGAAAAUCGAGGAAGUGAAGCUAAACGACGACAAAAGCUGAUCAAGAAAUUAAGCAAAAAUUGGAAAAAAGUCGAGUGGGAAGAUGUUAGAAAGACAAAAUAUGGCGAAGUCGAUUUGCAUUGGUAUAAUACGUUGUCGUCACAGAAUCAGUUUAAUGUUGAUUAUGAAUCGCCAAAGAAAAUUCGACCGGAAUUUUCGCGAUCUCUUUGGCGAUCUUCCCAAGUUUUUCGAUUAAUAGAAACAAAUUUUGGAAAAUGGAGCUAUGAACAAGCAUAUAAAAUUAUUCUCGAACGAGAAAAUUACUUUGAAAAAUGCUGGAGUGAAGUGAAGCACGACCUCGACAUUGACUUAUUGUCACAUGUAUGGGAGAAGGAGCAGAUACAACAGCAAGGGCAAGAAAAUAAAGAUACGCAUGAUUCUCUUUUACGAAAGUUGAUAAAGUAUUUAGAAAAAAUUUAUUGCGUUCCUUGGGAUGAAAUACCAAAGGAUAAAUUUGGAGAGGUGGACUUUGAAUGGUAUCAGUCAUUGACAUCAUUACAAAGAUAUCGAGUUGAACAUGAAACUCCGUCUAAAAUCAAACCAGAAUUGGUUCAGAGUAUAUGGCGUCAUGUCGAAAUUAAUAGAAUCCGCAGUAACGGCGGUGAACAUAUUUCGCUUAACCGAGCAUAUGAAUUAGCAUUAAGACGUGAAAACGAACUAAAAAGCAAAUGGCUAAAAGUUCGGAAUAAUCCAAUAUGCAUUCAACUCAGUGAAUUGUGGGAACGCGAAGAGGAAUUGUUAAGACAAACACAGAAAGAGUCUUCCAAGAAAAAUAUACAUCCUCUCCCUUCUAAAGAAUCCACAGGAUCAGAAAACACAGUAAUAGAACAUGCGCAGUCGUCGACAACAAUAGCUCAAGAGUCUGAAAAGAACACUAUAGAUGAAAAACAUCAAGAAUUCGACUCUAAUUUUUGGUCGUUCAAGCUAUUCUUCAAAUGCGCCUUGAACGAUUGA
This is a messenger RNA of Ambispora leptoticha, 1500 nucleotides long. NCBI's taxonomy places the organism in Eukaryota, Fungi, Glomeromycota, Glomeromycetes, Archaeosporales, Ambisporaceae. The record is from the annotation of a GenBank genome assembly.